This is a messenger RNA of Stegostoma tigrinum, 9485 nucleotides long. Its product is annotated as transcriptional repressor scratch 1-like. The record is from RefSeq and is a predicted model, not a curated record. Gene Ontology annotation, biological process: regulation of DNA-templated transcription. The coding region runs from base 149 to 1030 and encodes 293 amino acids. Gene Ontology annotation, molecular function: RNA polymerase II cis-regulatory region sequence-specific DNA binding; DNA-binding transcription factor activity, RNA polymerase II-specific. The transcript is spliced from 2 exons. Lineage: Eukaryota; Metazoa; Chordata; Chondrichthyes; Orectolobiformes; Stegostomatidae.
CUCCCUCCUCCCUGACACACGAGCCUGUGCAACACCGUUCUGAGAGCUGUCCUAGGUGCUGAAAAUUCAGAACAAUAAGGAAAAGAUAACGGAAUAACACCGGGGGUUUUAUUUUUUUUUUGCUUAUUUCUGUUUUGUUUUUUAAAACAUGCCUCGAUCUUUCCUCGUUAAGAAGGUGAAAUUAGAUGGUUUUCACUCUCCCUCUGCUGCAGUCUCAGCUUCUCAACAGCACCUUGACAACUCGUAUACAAUAACCAGGUCUCUUACAGACACUGUGGAGAACUUAGGGGUCCGGGUCAGUGGGAACGGUUACAUUCACAGCUACAUCAGCCCAUCAUCGGUGUACGAGAGCCGAGGGGAGAAUCUGACAGCGCCCCAGGCCGUCUUCACUAAAGUCGGCGAGGUGUAUGGGGAGCCGGAGGGGUUGGGGCUGGGGCCGGACAGCCCUCGCUCGGGGCUGGCGAACGGCUACUUCAGCGGCGAGGCGGCGGUCAGCGAGGGCUACAGCAUGGACGCUUUCUUCAUCACGGACGGCCGGUCAAGGAGGAGGAGCGGCGGCGCCAGUGGGGGGAGGCAGCCGGGACAGAGGCACCGGUGCGGGGAGUGCGGCAAGACGUACGCUACCUCGUCCAAUCUGAGCCGCCACAAGCAGACCCACCGCAGCCUGGACAGCCAGCUAGCUCGCAAGUGCCCGACCUGUGCCAAGGUCUACGUCUCCAUGCCCGCCCUGGCCAUGCACGUCCUCACCCACGACCUCAAGCACAAGUGCGGCACCUGCGGCAAGGCUUUCAGCCGGCCGUGGCUGUUGCAGGGUCACCUCCGCUCGCACACCGGCGAGAAGCCCUUCGGUUGCGCCCACUGCGGCAAGGCGUUCGCCGACCGCUCCAACCUGCGAGCCCACAUGCAGACCCACUCGGCCUUCAAGCACUUCCGCUGCAAACGCUGCAACAAGACAUUCGCCCUCAAGUCCUACUUGAACAAGCACUACGAGUCUGCCUGCUUCAAGGGUCCCCAAGAGGGGGAGUCCUGAGAGAGAGAGAGAGAUAUGCAAAAAAAAUUUACAACACCUCCUGACUGAGGUGGAAUGAGAUAGAACAGAGACGUGCAAAAAAUAUAAACGCAAAACCUCCUACACGUGGAAUGAGAGUCGUGCAAAAAUAUGAAUGCAAAACCUCCUAAAUGUGGAAAUGAGAGAUGUGCAAAAAUACAAGUGCAAAACCCCCUGAACAUGGAAUGAAAUAAACGAGACGUGAAAAAAUAUGAAUGCAAAAUCUCCUAAAUGUGGAAAUGAGAUAAAUGCGAGACAUGCAAGAUUUUUUUAAAAAAUGCAAAACCUCCUAAAUGUGGUAUAAGAUAGGAGACGUGCAAAAUAUAAAUUGCAAAAUAUUCUAAACAUGGAAUGAGAUAAAGGAGACGUACAAAAAUAACAGUGCAAAGUCCUAAAUGUGAAAUGAGAUAAACGAGAGACAUGCAAAUAAAAAUGCAAAGCCUUCUAAAAGACGAGGAAUGACAACUUCUCUCCACCUCAAAGCAAUACUUCCUUGAGAUUACUUCCUAACAUUUUUUUAAAAUAAAUAUAUGCUGGAUUUGCUCUAAGAAAAAGAAAAAAAACUGCAACCCUUUCUUCAAAGUCGUAGCAUGACAUAAAGAUUAUUUUUUGUCAUGCACCGACCAGAAUCUUUUCUUUAGAACCAGUUCUUUCCACCAAGUUUGGAAGGAAGAACUCAUGAAGUGAAAGCACUGGGACCAUGAUGGCUAAGCUGCACAAAUACCUGUACAAACAGGCAGGUGUGUGCACGUGCACAGCUGUACCAGGAACAUAUAUGCCACACCCAAGAAUAGUCCCCCAGAACAUGCCAACACAUGUGCGACCAUGCAGCUGUGCAUUAACCGUACAGACACAUGCAUGCGCAUGCAGAUACAUGCACAUUGACAAAUAGGCAUGUGUGCAUGUACACAUCCAUCUGCACACACACACAGGGACACAUAUGCACGCACAGGUAUACUUUUUCAGAACAUGCCAACAUCAUGUGCCAUGCAUGCACACACAGACACAUGCAUACACACGCAAAAAUGACCUCUGUAUUUUUUAUGCUGCUCUUUGCUACAGGACGGGAUAUAUUUAUUGCAUCUUCCACGGCGACUGAAUGGUACUCGAAUUUUUCAAAAGGGUAUUUUUUUUCACUGACCUGAAGACAAUACAAUGUUUCUGGCGUUUUCCCCAGGAUUGAUCCAUCAGCAAGUAUUAUGUGUUAAAGUUGAAUAUGUUUUGUCAAAAGAAAACUAAUACUCUGUGCCAUGUUAUUUAAUUUAUGUACAGUAGAAUCUGCCUACAGUGACCAUGUGGGUUGGUUGCCAGUAUUGGUCUAAGCAAUGUGACCUACAAUCUGAACAAUUGGUGCUAGAAUCUUGUGUUAAAAAAGCUAGCUGCUAAUUUUGACAGUCAGUAGGAUGGUGCAAAAGUCUUCUUUGGGCAGGUAUGGAACACAGGAUCCUGAACACAAGGUAUUUUUCUGCAAGAUAUAUUCAUCCAAAGGUAGAAUUGAUCACUCAUAGGAAGGCCAGUGGCUCAAUUCGUCCUUACCAGCCUCCUCUCUCUGAACCUCUUCAAACUACAUCAGCAUAACCUUUUGUUCCUCUCUCCUUUACAGUCCUUUCAAGUUUCCCCUUAAAUCUAUGCACUUAAAUGCCUCAAUGACUCCUUCUAGUACCAGGUUCCAUGUUUUACUUACUCACUUUCAGCAUAAACUCACCCUGAAAUCCCUUCUUGGUGACUGUCUUAUAUUUAUCACCCUAUGUUUUAGACUCCCCCACAGUGGAAACAUGUUAUUUUCAAACGUAUUAAAUCUCUUCACAAUUUACAGGCUCCAGUUUUUAGAUUUAGAUUUUAUUGUCACAUGCACUCAGAUACAGAAGUACAUGAGUGCAAUGAAAAGCAUUCAAUGUCACUACAUCUUAGGUACAAAGGUACCUUGGUAUAAAACAAUUUAGGUACAAAGUAGUAAAAGAGAGAACAAAGUAUAAAAAGUUAAGCAUUACAGACCAUGAUAGUAUGUAUAAAAAAAUAAAAAAAGGUACAAGUAACAUUAAAGUCAGCCUUUGCUGAUAGUUGUACCAUUUGAGUUCUAAUGCCAUCCUUAUGAAACCUUAUUGCACCUUAUCCAGUGUUCCUAUAUCCUCUCCAUUACAUGGAGAUUAGUAUUGUGCAUAAUACAUUAAAUAUAUUUUUGCCCUCACUACCUCCCUCCGAAGUUCUCCCUAUUAAGAGGACAAGGAGGGUAUUUAGAUACUCAAACCUCUUUCUCCACUUUGUCAGGUUACGUAAUCUGCACCCUAAUGAUGUGCUCACCUUCAUCCCUUAAUAUGCUAUUCUAAAAAGAUUUAACAUAAUUUUCUACUUUUCAAUUUUAUUCAUCUAUAAAUGAUUCUGCGUGUUUCAUUUCGGUUUUUAUAGCCUCCUGGAGUAUUUAGUGUUGUAGUGGUAAUGUUACCGAUCUGGUAAUCCAGAGUCCCCACUAAUGCUCUGGGAUAUAGGUUCAAAUCCCAACAUAUCCAGCUACUGGCAUUUACAUCCAAUUAAUACAUCUGGAAUUGAAAGCUAGUCUUCGCAAUGGUGACCAUAAAGCCAUUGCUGUCACUAACACCCCGUUUGGUUUACAGAGCCCUGUAUGGAAGGAAAUCAGCCAGCCUUAUCUGGUCAGUCCUACGUAUGACUCCAGACCCACAGCAAUGUUUAACUACCCCACCAAAUAGCCUAGCAAGCCACUCAGUUCAAGGGCAAUUAGGAAGGGCAACAAGUGGUGGCCUUGUUAGUGAUGCCUAUGUCCAUGGAAGAAAAAUUUAACUUGCAUGCCUUCUUUUAGUAAUGUGUAUAGAUACCUCUAAAUCUCUUUGGUGCAUGACCCCAUUUUGACUUUUCUGCGAGGAGUUUCUAGUCUCUUUAUUCUGCCUAUCAAAAUGCAACAUUUCCAACUUAUCUCAUGAAAUCCCCUUGUUAUUUGAGAGCCCAUUCACAUCUGUUAUUUUGUUUUAGUUUUCCUUUUAUGUAGCAGGCACUCUGAUCAGGUUUGAAUCACUGGUAAAAUUAUUACCACCACGAUGAAUGUUACUUGUGUGGGUAUUUUUCAGAUUUCAUAGGAUAUACUUUAGCCGAACUGCUGAGCCAGCGGUAACCACAUGGAAUUCACUACCUAUUCGAUCAGUCAUAGCAAUCAUUUGGGGAUGCCUCCUGCAUUGCAAAUUGUGCUAAUAUUGAGCACACUUUAGAAGUAGAUCAUUGGUUAUGAAGUGUUUUGUGGUUCCCCAGGGAGGGUGAAAUGUUCUACAAGAAUGCAAGUUUUGAAUCGAUCACUAUAACUGGAUUCUACUGUAUUUGAAUGUUGUAAAAUAUUGUUAUGAUCAUGUAUUCUUAUCAUUGAUAACAAAGGGGUGUGCUUUUCAUGGAGCAGUGUUUCUGAUGGUGAAAAAAGUUCUGUAAUUUCCCCAUGCUGUGUCACAGAGAUGGAAUUGACUGGUGUGCAUUUUGGUGUUAUCCACACUGUACCGUGAACAUGCCAACUGAAUGCCCCUUCCAUGAAACUAUGCCCCUUUACUUUUAUUGAGCUAAUCAUCUAUGAGCCAUGGAUUGUUAACCCCUGUGUUGCCAAAGCGCUUGCCACUUUGAAGAAAGAAUUUUUUUUAAGUUUACAUAACUAUUUAUGUAUUUGACUAUUUAUGUAUUUAACUAUUUAUGCAUUUAUUUAUUUAUUCACGCCAUAGUUUUACGAGUCACAAACAUCACUGAAACAGCCGGGAGUUUAUUUUGAAUUCCUAACAGCUCAGAAUUAAUUUUUUUAAGCGCCAUUAUGGUUUCUUUUUGUUGUUGCAGUGCAAGGGUCACUUGAGAAAAAACAAUUCGGGGAAUUGAGUGAAUGUCAAUAUUGUAAAUAAGGCACUACGCUGUAUUCCAGCAAUAAUUCGAUGAUGCAUGGCUUUCCUCCCUCUUCUAGUUUAUUAUGCCCUCAACAAGAGAAUGCAGGUAUUGACUGCGGUAUUACUUAACAGUGGAAAUCAGGGAUCUGGCAGGGAUGCAACAAGCAUCUGCAGACAAAGCAUAAAGUAGUCUUCCUUUGAUUGCAGGAUCUGUGUCAGGCUGCUGUUGUGCUUUUUGCCUCACAUCAUGUCCUUAGAAGACUUUGCAGAAGACAUUCUGUUCUCUCUUUCUCUUUCUAUUUUUCAAAAGUUAGGUCUUACCUUGUCCAUUUGGCAAUCUGGUUUAAGAAUCUAUUCACACCUGCAUUCCUCUCAUUAACCUUUCUGUAGUACACUGCACCUUUUUAAUUUUCGUCCGGUCCACAUCCCUCCAAAUUUCUGCCCACUUAUGUUCAGAAGGAGACUAUUCGGCCACUCAGAUCUCUUCCGCCACUCCACUAGAUCACAGUGAAUCUGCAUCUCCAAUGUAUUAGCUGUCAAUGUCAUUGCCUAAACAAUGAUCAAUCCCACUUUCAUAUUUCCAGUACAAUGAAGUAUUUUAUAAUGUCACCUCUCAACAACCUACAAGGCGCUGCUGAUUCUGGACCACCAGAAGAAGCAAUUUCUCUCUUAUCCAGCCCAUCAACUCCAUUCAUCAUUUCAAAAAUGUGCUGAAGUGGCCGACUUGAGUAAAACAGCUGCAUUGUGAAAAGAAAUUACAUUCUUCAAGCAUGCACCAGCCCAGUGAAUCCAAGUGGAUUCUUUCAUUUUAAAGGGUGUAUUGAGCUCAGGUCCUAUUAACUGGCUCGCAAUCCAGGCACUGAGCUGGGAUGAUUGGCCGUGACAAUUUUGAGUGGUGGAACAGGUUCACGGGGCUGAAUAGCCUACUCCUGCGCCUAUUUUCUAUGUAAGAUGGGAAACAUGGUUGAUUUUAAUUCCCAGUGUAGGAUUAUCACUGUUCCAGAUUAGCUGAGCCAGCACAGAGAGUGAUUUAAAUGUCAUCUGUGAGAACCACUUCAUUAUUCUAACUGAGCUCAGCUAUAUCAAAAACUCCUUUGGCUUUUAGCAUUCACUCUGCCCUCUGGUGGGAGGUUUCCACUGUUUAAACUGCUGACAGCGUUAGGUUUGUGAUCUUUGUUUAAAACCUUUAUUUCCAAAGUUUUUUCCUGAACUGAACAAAAAAAGUGCUGAUUUUAUUAGAUUCAGUGUGUCAUAUAAUUUGUACUUUGUGCUCAAUGACCUGCUUCCAGUCUAGCAACAUCUCAAUUUGAAUAAUCUGAUUCUUGUUUUCAAAUCCCCCAUGGUGUCACCCAUCCCUAUCACCAAACCUCUUCCAGCUCAGCAACCCUCCCAAAUAAAAACAGAAAUUGCCAGAGAAACUGUCCUAGACCACUGCACUCCUUCCAUUUUGGCUUCUUCUGCAUUCCUUGCCAGCUUCACUCUAGCUAUUGGCAGCUGUGCCUUCAACUAUGUCAGGCCCAGCCUCUGAAGUUCCUUCCCUUCACCUUGCAGCCUUUCUACCUCUCCUAUUUUUGCUCCUGAAAACCUACCUCUUUUAACACAUGAACACACUUUGAUCGUCUGUCCAAAUGCCCCCUCUGUUGUUCUGGUGUCAGUUCAAAAGCUUCACAAAUGUCGUUGAGGGAUGGAAGUGUCCUUUACUGGAUAAGAUGUAGGAGAAGAAGUAGCCCAUUCAGCCCAUUGAGUCUUCUCUUCCUUUCAAUGAGAUCGUGGCUGAUUUGAUAAUCUUCAACUCUACUUUCUUGCCUUUUCCCCAUAGACCCUUGAUUCCUUUGUUGAUGAAAAAUCUAUCUCAAGCCUUGAAUUUAUUUGUAAGAUCUUAAGACGUAAGACCAGAAGUAGGCCAUUCAGUCCAUUGACCCUGGUUCAUCAUUCAAUGAGGUUGUGGCUGAUAUGAUAAUCUUUAACUCCACUUACCUGCUUUUCCCCAUUACCCUCGAUCUCCCUACAGACUAAAAACUGUCUACCCCAGCUCUGAAUAUAUUUAAAAGACCUUAAAAAAUAGGAGAAGUAAGGCCAUUGAGUCUGCUCUACCUCUGGCCCGCAUGUGGGGCUCCAGACCCUCAACAAUGUGGUUGACUAUUAACUCUCCUCUGGAUGAGGAAUUAUUACUGGUCCAGCCAGCAACACUCACAUGAGCAAGUAAAACUAAAUUAUCUAAUUGUGCUCCUGUGAAACAAAGUGGGACAUACACAGGGUUAAAAGGUGAGGUACACAUUGUUGUUGUUGGCGUUUGGAGGCAUUAGGAUCCAGUAUGACUGCACUUCUAAGCAAUCGUUCGUUAGUCAUUCCUGCCCACUUCCUGCUGGCUGCCCAUGAGAAACCCAGCAGUCUAUGUUCCUCCAUGUUCUGUCUGUCCAAUACAGCAGACUGUAUCCUAUAUAGUAAGAGCUCUGCCUACUGCAUCUGCAUAAACCCCUUGGUCCUCAGUUCUUGCCAGGGAUCCAAGGCCACAAGGUAAGUGUACUGGGAAGGCAUUCCCAUGUGAAAGAGAAGCAGGGAGAUCCGAGACAGAGGAAGCCUAUAGUUUACUCCUUCAAAAAUCAAAAACAUUAUUUUUCAAGCACAUUGUUUUCCUUGUCAAUUUAAAAUGGAAGCCUACCAGAUCCACCCAGAAAGAAUGUUACCCGGGAUUAAAGGCUUAUCUUAAUAUUGGGCAGGCUGUCUCUAUGAUCUUUGGAGUUUUUGAAGAAUAUGAGGCAGUCUAGUAAAAACAUACAUGCUUCUGACAGGAACUACCCAGUUUUAUGACUGAGAGGAUGUUUCCCACCAUUGUGGGAUCUAGAGCAAGGGGACAUAGUUUCAAAUGAAGGGUCUCCCAAGUAGGAUGGAGAUAUGAAGGAAUUUCUUCUCUCAGAAGGUCAGGAGAUGUAAGAAUUCUUUUCCCGAGCGACAGUGGAGUCUGGGUCAUUGAACUUAUUCAAGGUUAGCGUUUGAUCAAGCAGGGAAUCAAGGGUUAUGGACAGCAAACAGGAAAAAGGAGCUGAGGCCAUAACCUGAUCAUCCAUGAGCUUACUGGAGCAAGCCCAAGGGGUCAAAUGGCUUACUGCUUCCCCUAUUUCUAACACUGAUCUUAUGCAGGUAAUACCUCCAGACCAUUUUAACCUCAUACACACACCAAUCUUCUCCAUAUGGAGGCUGGGAUACUAACUCUGUUCAAUGUAUUCCUGGAGAUUUCAUCACACCCAUCUCCUAUCUCCCUACAUUGGUUGACCGAACUGCCCAACCUCAGCUAUCAACUCUUCCCUCACCAAUUGAAAUCCGAAAAGGGAUUUCAUUGCCAAAUUGGAGCCUUUCUUUAAUGGCCCUAACUAUAUUUGUAAUUAAAUAAAUGAAAAGUAUGUUAAGGCUAUUUUUUCAGAAAGUCAUCAUUUAUUUUAAUGCUCUAAAUGAAGUUUCUCCUGGGAGUUUCCAGCAGUGGUUCCUUGGGGACUGGAGGCUGGCAACCCUUGGUGGAAUAUAGAAUCCAUACAGUAUGGAAAGAAACCAUUCAGCCAUCAAGUCUGCACUGAUCUUCCGAAGAGUAUCCCACCCAGACCCAGCCCUCCCCUACCAUAUACCUGUAUUUCCGAUGGCUAGUUCACCUAAUCUGCACAUCUCUGGUCACUAUGGGGCAAUUUAGCAUGGCCAGUUCAGCAAACCUGCACAUCUUUGGACAAAUGAAAGGAAACCAGAGUACCCAGCGGAAACCCAUGCAGACACAGGUAGAAUGUGCAAACUCCAAACAAACAGUCACCUGAGGGUGGAAUUGAAUCCAGGUCUUUGGCGCCGUAAGUCAGCUUUGUUGACCACUGAGCCACCAUGCCAGGGUGGGCAAGGGAGGAGUAAGAAUGAUCUUGCAUUUAAUUGGCACAUGUCAUGACUGUGGAAUCUUCCACAGCACCUUACAGUCAAUGGAUGUGCAGUGAACUUCUGCACAGGAUGCUCCUGUAAUUGGCAUUGUGACACUGUGACCAGAUCAUGCUGAUUGAAGGAUGAAUAUUGGCUAGGACACAGAGGAGAAUAUCUCUUUAAAGUAAUGUCAUGGUAUCUGAGACAGUAAAUAGGCUUCAGCUUAAAAUCUCUUCUGGAGCGGUGGAGGGGGGAGGUGAAAUGAAUUGAAGUUCUGAUGCCAAGCUCAAACUUCCUUGUCUCUUUAUGAUGGGAAGAUGGAGGGUUCGUAGUGGAAGCAACAGAUUAUUUCCUACAAAUCCUCAAAUGUGAAGUCCAGUAGAAUGUGACCACACAGUAGCAUUGAUGGUAACCAUGGUAAUGGCAAAGGGCUGGCCCACUUGUGAAGGUAAGAAUCACAGAGUUUAGGGAAAGUGGGUGAUGAGAGUAUUCACUGUGGGGUUCAGGGCUGGGGGGAUAAAUUAAAGAUUGUCACUUCCCCUUUGUGAUCAGGAAUAACGCUCAUGAAAUUCAUAAAUAAUUACACUAGGAAAAAAACAACCAAAAUAAAGUUCUGAGAGAUAAUGGGAACUGCAGAUGCUGGAGAAUUCCAAGAUAAUAAAAUGUGAGGCUGGAUGAACACA